Messenger RNA from Rattus rattus (black rat), 949 nucleotides. It is a transcript of the gene Defb130b, whose product is annotated as defensin beta 130B. Gene Ontology annotation, biological process: cell chemotaxis; defense response to bacterium. NCBI's taxonomy places the organism in Eukaryota, Metazoa, Chordata, Mammalia, Rodentia, Muridae. The coding region runs from base 1 to 240 and encodes 79 amino acids. The transcript is spliced from 2 exons. Gene Ontology annotation, molecular function: CCR6 chemokine receptor binding; chemoattractant activity. The record is from RefSeq and is a predicted model, not a curated record.
AUGAGAUCCCAUUCCUUCCUGUCUGUCCUCUUCCUCUUAGUGAUGAUGAUGCCGAGAGGAAAGGCUGGCGUUGUCCCUGGGGAAAAGCAGUGCAUCCUGUUAAAAGGGGUAUGCAAAGACAUAUCGUGCACAUCCAUAGAUGACACUAUUGGCGUAUGUAACGACGAGAAGAAAUGUUGUAGGAGAUGGUGGGUGUUUGAUCCCUACCCAACGCCUGUUCCCAAAGGAAAGUCUCCUUAGAGGGAAGAACAUGAUAAGCCUUUCAAACUCCAGAAAAUGUGGACAAACGUUGUAGACUUCUGCUCACCUACACUCACCUUUUCUCUUGCCUGGAAAUAAAUAUCCUGAGUCCAAACUUCCUGGUUGCUGCAAGCCUUUUAAAAAUCUACCAGAAGUUAGCUAAAAGAACUGAGGGGGGACCCCUGGCUGCUUCAGGGUGUACUGGGACACCUCUGUUCAAUGUCCUCCUUUACGAUGUUUAAAACAGGGCUUGAGAAAUUAUUUGAGAUUUAUCAUAGCAAUACUGUCACCUCUAAAUUUAAUAAUAAUAAUAACUAGAAGAAAAUGUACAAGAAGAAUCUUAUACCCUGAAAAUAUUUAAGCAAAAUGAGCAUCCAAUUAAAGGAUCAAAGUGAAACUUUAAACGUGUAAAAUAAUGAAUAUGAAGUAGAUAAUGUUUGCUCGCCCACCUUGGGCAUGUCUGCAUUUCAUCUCUUUCAUUGGCUUCUGGAAGCGUAGCAUUUUUCUGGGCUGAGAGUGAAGCUCAGAAACAGGGCACUUGAUUAGCCCUGGCUCAAAACACUAAAAAUAAAUAUAAUUUUUACUGAGAUCACUUGGAGCAUAUGGGUAGAAGUCUAUCAAUCACGUGACCUUAUUGCCAGUGACCUGAGAGUUAGGCUUACGGUCCUUACUCCCUCUUCCAAACACAACUUCAAAUGACAUAAUCCAA